AUGGAGAGGCCAAAUGCAUACGUUAAGAAGGGGCCAUGGACUGCUGAAGAAGAUGAGAUUGAUGCUAACGAUACGAAAAAUGUGAACUUUACUACGAAGUGGAAGCAAGUUUUCAGCAGAGGAAGAGAGGAUGGUGAUACAACUGCAAGCACAAUUCGGGAACAAGUGGGCGAAAAUCGCAACGUUCCUUCUUAUCCAUGCAGUUCUGCUAUUGAGGAGGGCACAUCAUGCUGCAACUAUGAAACCCACAAUUGCUUUUCAAAUUCUCAAGAGUUCAGAAUGGUGCCCCUGCCAGAUUUGGUAAAACCAAACCUGCAAAAUGUGGAAGCAGAGCAGCCAAUAUUUGAGGCCACGCCCCUUCAUAUGAUCUCGCCGAUUGAUUCCCCACCACACUACUCUCUGUCUCAGCUCCCUCAGCCCCAACUGGACCUUCCAUUUUUGUCAGAAUGCAAGGAACUUGACCAAGACCCUAUGGCUCCCGACCUGUUGGACAUGUUUGGGCUUACUGAAUGUGAAAGUGGCCAGAAGUUCUUUAAGGAGAAUACUGCAAGUACCAAGCUAGGAGAAGUAAAAGACCUUUCGAUCCCCAACAUUGUUUUCGAUGAUUUCCCACCGGAGAUGCUUGAUUAUCUUGAAACACUUACAAGCUCGUCGGAGUUAUAA
This is a messenger RNA of Prunus mume (Japanese apricot), 663 nucleotides long. NCBI's taxonomy places the organism in Eukaryota, Viridiplantae, Streptophyta, Magnoliopsida, Rosales, Rosaceae. The record is from RefSeq and is a predicted model, not a curated record.